Gossypium raimondii (Peruvian cotton) is the source of this 1167-nucleotide messenger RNA. RefSeq lists its product as uncharacterized. The coding region runs from base 300 to 947 and encodes 215 amino acids. The record is from RefSeq and is a predicted model, not a curated record. The transcript is spliced from 4 exons. NCBI's taxonomy places the organism in Eukaryota, Viridiplantae, Streptophyta, Magnoliopsida, Malvales, Malvaceae.
CUUUCUCCCGCGCAUUUUAGUAACCCAAAGCCCUCCCGCUCUAAUUUGCGCCCUUGGUUUCGCUACCAAACAACUACCUGCUUCUCCUUACUUCCUACGUACCUCCUUUCUCUCCACACCUUAAUUUCCAUCAACCUUUUUGUAAAAAAGAAACUCCUUUCCCAUUCUUUUGCUAGAAAAGCUGUUCAACUUCCUUUUAUUUCUAUUUUCUUCAGUUUAAAAUUCUUAAUUUUUCCACUUUUUUUUACAAAAAAAAAUUUAUUUAAAGGUUUAAUGCUGAGAAAUAAAGGCAAAUUAAAAUGGUUUCUCUACGGAUUCUGAACCCUGUCUUCUCUUCCAUUUCGAUUUCCCAGUCAAGUUGUCCUGGAAAAUCUGAUUUCAGGAAGAAAAUUCUCAACUUUCAUAGUUGUAGAAGCUUCAGGUCCUUGCAUAGGCAAAGAUCUAGAAUCUAUUGUGCUACUCAAGAAGGUGACAACAAAAGCAAUGGGGAAGAGCCUCCUGAGUCGCUGUUUAUGAAGGAGUUGAAGAGGAGGGGGAUGACGCCCACUUCACUGCUGGAGGAUGCCAAAAGAUCCAAUUAUGAAUUGAAUGAGGAUAUGAAAAUAGGGAAAGAAAUGGGGAGUUCCACUACAAGGAAUGCUGUCUCAACUGAAUUCGAGAAAAGCUUAUCUAAUCAAAGGGAGCGAUCCAUGGAAUUGAACAGUGAAGGCCUUGAGGGGCUAGUUCCACGGGCUAAACUGUUGCUAACACUUGGAGGAACUUUCUUCCUUGCCUUUUGGCCUUUGAUCCUUUUAACUAUCGCAUUCUUUUCCGCCCUCUACCUUUAUUUUGGACCAUCAUUCAUUCAUAACGGAAAUAAGACAUCAGUUUCCCUACCGCAAUACAUCGACCCUUACGAACUUCUGGAAGAUGAAAGGAUUUCUGAAACAGCCCCUCGUUUAAAUUGAAGAACAACAACAUACAGGAAAGUUCCUUGGACUUAAAAGAUUACAGGUUUAUGUAGCAUAUUUCUUUCACCUCCUGUAAUUUUGUUGUCUUUGUAAAAUCCUCGUAUAUUGGUAGGAACUUUUCACUCCAAUUGAAAGCUCCGUGUCUUUCAUACUGUUCCAUUAUCCAAUUUGUUUGCCAAAUUAGCUUCAAAUAUAGAUGGUUAUAUUUUAUGUUUCU